Molecule: messenger RNA, 1914 nt
Organism: Stylophora pistillata
Lineage: Eukaryota; Metazoa; Cnidaria; Anthozoa; Scleractinia; Pocilloporidae
Product: EGF-like repeat and discoidin I-like domain-containing protein 3
Source: RefSeq, a predicted model, not a curated record
AUGUAUGUGGUGUCGAAAGUUGAAUGCAUAGCAGCCCUGGGUAUGGAAAGUGGUGAAAUUCUUGACGGACAAAUCAGUGCCUCUUCAAAACACAGCGACUCUCUCGCCCCCAUUCACAGCAGACUACAUUGGGGGCCAGGGAACCGUGGAGCUUGGGCCGCUAGCACAAAUGAUGUCAAGCAAUGGCUUCAGAUUGAUCUGGGCAGUCAGUUCUUCAAUGUGAACGGUGUUGCAACACAAGGCAGACACAACGCGAACCAGUGGGUUAAGAAAUACAAACUGCAGUACAGUGACAACGGCCUCAAUUUUAAUUUCUAUAGAGAGGAAGGUAGCGGCACAGACAAGCUCUUUACGGGAAACACUGACGAGAACUACGUUGUAUCACAUGACUUAAAUCCAUCCAUCAGAGCACGCUUUGUUCGAUUUCGACCAAGAGAGUGGCAUGGACACAUAUCAAUGAGAGCAGAACUCUACGGCUGUCAAGCAUGUCGAGAUGAUCAUGGUAUGGAAAGUGGUGUAAUAACUAAUGGUCAGAUCAGUGCUUCUACUGAAUAUGAUGCGAUUCAUUCUGCUGCACAAGGUAGAUUAAAUUUUCAACGCCACAACAACUUACAAGGAGCUUGGUCAGCUCACUUUAACGAUGGUAAUCAGUGGUUACAGGUUGAUCUGGGUACUGUUUAUAAUGCGGUAACUCGUGUGGCAACACAGGGAAGACAUGACGCGAAUCAGUGGGUAACUGAGUACAAAAUUCAGUAUAGCAACGACGGCGUGAACAUCAAAUAUUACAUGGAACACGGGCAAAUUAUUCACAAGGUAUUUACUGGAAACACAGACCGCGAUACAAUUGUGUUACUUGAUCUAGAUCCACCAAUCAGGGCUCGUUACAUCCGAUUUCAUUCUGUUACCUGGUAUUCUCACAUAUCCAUGAGAGUGGAACUUUAUGGCUGUCAAGAGUGCCAAGAAUCAUUAGGAGUGGAGACUAACGAAAUUCCUGACGGUCAGCUCAAAGCUUCGUCUAUGCUGAAUGGCAAUCUAGCUCCUAAAUUUGGAAGACUUCACCUGGAAAAAGAGUUGCCUCAUCGGGAAGGUUCUUGGGCCGCAUUACACAAUGACACCGACCAAUGGCUUCAGGUUGAUGUGGGCACAUACUAUGUUAAAGUAACACGUGUGGCAACACAAGGACGAAAUGGCAGCGAGGAGUGGGUGACUCAAUACAGGCUGCAGUACGGUGAUGAUGCAGUAAGCUUGCACCACUACAAGGAAUACAAUCAAGACAUUAACAAGGUUUUCGAAGGAAACACAGACGCAGACAGCGUUGUAUCACAUGACCUAGUUCCACCAAUAAGAGCUCGUUAUGUCCGUUUUCUGCCAGGAGCUUGGCAUGAUCAUAUAUCAAUGAGAGUGGAUCUAUAUGGAUGCCAAGAAUGUCAAAAAGCUCUUGGAAUGGAGAAUGGCGCGAUCCCCGACGAAAAAAUAACGGCUUCUACAUAUUAUGCAGAGGGGUCUCGCCCAAGUCGGGCACGACUUUACAUUGAAAACGACCAGGAGGCAGGAGGUUGGGUAGCAAAAGUUAACGAUGCCAAUCAGUGGCUCCAGAUUGAUCUUGGCAGUCAAUACCGAAUAACACGUGUAGCUACUCAAGGUCGUUAUAGAGAUAAACAUUACAGCUGGGUAGAAAAGUAUAAGCUACGAUACGGGAGAGAGGGAGAAUACUUCAAAUACUAUAAGGAAGAAGGCCAAGCUACUGAGAAGGUAUUUGAAGCAAACAAAGACAAGAACACUGUUGUCUUUCACGAGCUAUACCCAGGAAUCACCGCACGUUACGUACGUUUUUACCCAAAACAAUAUUACAAUGAGAUCUCAAUGAGAGCAGAGCUUUACGGAUGUCCAGGUACUGUAUCUAUCAGGGACUGA